This is a messenger RNA of Xenopus laevis (African clawed frog), 2926 nucleotides long. RefSeq names its product coiled-coil domain-containing protein 120 (gene ccdc120.S). The transcript is spliced from 11 exons. The coding region runs from base 434 to 2212 and encodes 592 amino acids. The record is from RefSeq and is a predicted model, not a curated record. NCBI's taxonomy places the organism in Eukaryota, Metazoa, Chordata, Amphibia, Anura, Pipidae.
GAAGCAGCUGAGUAGGUGAAGCAGUGACUCGGCGCAGGAAGAGUUAAGCGGCUCCUGGCUGGAAUCCCUGGAAUGCUGGAGCUUGUUAUCAGGACGUACCAAAGGUCAGACAGGAGGGGUGGCGGUGAGCAAUCGUUACGUAGCCAGUGAUUGGUUUCUUCCGCUGGUCUCUGUUUCCCCUGCAGCGAAGAGCAGUUGGUACAUUCCGGUGGAAGCUCCUGCCUGAGCGGAGUGAGAACCUGAGUCCGCAGUGAGACGGGAGGAGAGCGGCCGUGUUUGUGGCCCUGGGGCCCGUGGCCUGACUGUCUGUGGCCUGUGAGAGAGAAGGUUCUCUCCAGUGCUGAGUGCAAGCCUUACCCUUGUGCAGCGAAUGGAUUUCAGACUGAAUGAGCACGAUAUUCCUGUGCGGCCCUGCUGAAUUCAGUCAAAACCCAUGGAGGGCAAAGGUGGCAUCUCCACUGCAGGGAUGUCCCUGAGUGGCUCCUCAAUGGAUGUGAACCUAAAGCAGAGGGCCCAGGUAAUAUCGGAGCUGAGUGAAAAGCAGAAGGAGCUGCAGGAGUCACUGAGACGGAAGCUGGUGGAGCUGAGAAAGCUGUGUUUGCAGGAAGCUGAGCUGACAGGGCACGUGCCUGAUGAUUUCCCCCUAGAAUAUGGAGAGAGGCCCCCAGUUGUGUCCAGGAGACCAAAGGCAACCUUUAGGGUGAACGCAGCCACAGUGACAAGGGCAGAGGAGUUGCAGCUGGAGCGCUUGGAGAGGGACUUUGUUGUGCAGCUGCAGAUGGCAGAGGCCGCCCGGAAGCUGAGCCUGGCAGCAGAACAGAACGUGGAGAUGAAUAGUGAGCAGCGACGCAAGAGAAGGCUGGUGUAUCUGGAUGCGUUACAGAGGCUCCAGGAGUUGGAGGAGCAGAGUAACAACCUGAGGAGGAAACUGGGUCUGAGGCCUGUGCAUAGGGAUCCCAGCAACCUAAUCGAUGAAGCCCACCCAUCAGAGAACAGUUCCUUGUCAGAGAGCAGCAGCUACGAGGAUAUUCUGGGCCAGGGGGCAAGGCCGUCCCCUCCUCGUAUCUCAGAACAUUCCCACAAUGUGUCCAACAGUCCAGAGCGAAGGAUGGGGUGGAAGUCUUCACCUGUGGUGCUCCAUAGUGAUGUUCACAACCGGCGCAACUCCAUGGCCAGCGCAGCAAGCCCCACUCGUUCCUUCCCUCGGAGUCUGUCCAGCCUGGAGGGCCGCAGUGUCCCAGCUACACCAAUCCUGAGUCGUAAUUCCUGCAGCAGCUCCGCCCUCAGGUCGGAGGGACCUGGCCUGUCUCAGCGUCAGUGGUCCGGAAGCCAGGAUUCCCAGGUGGGCUUCCCUAGUGAUAGGCCCUCGGGCCACGCUGCACGGAGCCGGCGCAGUAACAGUUCCGAAGCUCUCAUUGAGCGCCCACCUCCUUCUGAAGGUCCAGCCAAGCCCUCAUUCAACAGCUCUGAAACUCUGAGUGAGAACCCUCAGUCUGGAACAGUUCCACCCCAGCAGCGAGGGGCCCGAUCCCUAGAUACUCGAACUCCCAGCAACUCUCGGCUCUCUUACGAGGAGAUUCUGCUGGAUUAUUACAUGGAAAGGCAGCAGCCUCGUGGCUGGACUGAGCCUGAGGGCCAAUGGUUUGCAGAGCCUGACGGUAGCGGCCAUUACUCUCGGCGGGAUGGAUUCCCAGGUAGCCCAGCGAUCCGGAGCAGGUUUGAAAUGCAACAGCAGCGCAGGAACGCUGCUCGUACCAAGUCCUGUGGCCCCCAACUGGCAGAUGUGGGCAGCUUUCCGCAAUCCUGGCACCACGAGAGCUUUCCCCAACGGCCUCCCCCCCAGGCGUCUUAUCCAGGCCCCAGAUCCCGCAGUCAGCCUCGUGCCCCCCCACCCGAGACUCUGGAGAGGAGUGUGCACAAAGCUCUGGCCCUGGAGGGUCUUAGGGACUGGUAUCUGCGCAACUCAGCGGCCACAAGCGCACUCCACCGCUGCCCGGUCUCAUCUCAGAUGCCAAACCAACGCUACUACCGACCUCCUUACACUGAUGGGCAUUACCAAGCUGCCUCCCCCCUGUCCCAUUCCAUCAGUUUCACUGGGGCUCCAAUGCACGGCAGGCACUUGUCAGAGUAUCUCGGGCAGGAGUGGUGUAGCCAGGCCAACAUUCAAGGUGAUGGAGCAUCAGAGGGCACCCCGCCGGGCACAUUAGUCUGACACUGUAAUAGAUGCCACUGUCCAGCAUUGCAACAAGAUGGCUCCUGCCUCCAGCAAUUGCACUGCCCGUGUCCUACGUCUCCUCGAUCUACGGGCCUGGAUGUGGGGAAGGUUCCUCGCCAGCAGCAGAAUUCUGAGAGCUGAUAAUAAAGCAGGAAAUGCAAUAUGGUGCGGUUCCUUUGCUGAGCAGUAACUACACUACAAAGUGCCUGUGCCAGGGGGCUAGUGUUGCCCAUAUGCUUGAGCAGCUGCCUGUGGCACCUCCCGGCACCCAGUUGGCACAGGCCAGGGCACAGAUUGCUGGCUGCUAAAGACUUGGAGACUGUGGUACAAGGGGGGGAGGGGGGCAUCUGUAUGAAACUCUGGGUGUUUGUGAAUGUGAUGACACUGUCUUUGUGCAAUCAGUUGGCAGAAGGCUGGGCACAGCCUGGGGUUCUGUGGGCCUGAGCUGGACUUGGUCUCGCAGAAAUAUGAACCUGCUGACUCCAGAAUGUUCUUUUUGUUACUAACACUGAUCCCUGACUGGAAACACUGUGCAAUAUGUACAAGUCGGGCCCCGGGCUCCCACCUUCUGUGUAUGGGCCGGGGCAUGAACAUACAGUUUCCUUGGCUGCCACCAUUUUGUGUAUAUUCUGGGGCAUGUACAUGUGGCCCCCCGGGCUGCCACCUUUUGUGUAGAGGCUGGGGCAUUUACCAAUAAAUUUGUGAAAAAGA